AUGGCAGUAUACAAGUUUGCUGAUAAUAUAGAUUAUUGGAACGGGUUUGCAUGGACUACAUAUUUAUGGACCUAUACUUCGGGGUUGAUGCGUGGAAUGUUUGAAAAAAUAGAAACCUUUAGAAUAUUCAAGAAGGUCAAUCCCGAAUUGAAGAAAGUACACAAGUAUACCGUUGCCGGUUUUAUGCUUCCGUUUAAGAUAUGGAUUUUGGAAACGUUCCCAGAGACAACACGGUAUUAUACUCUUAACCAUGAAGAGUCUCCACCACAACAACAUAGUCCACAAUUUGUUGCCUCGCCUCCUCGAAGAAAGAAGUACAAGUCGAAAACAUCUUCGACUAAAACAACUACAAAUGCUUCUACCUCGCAACAGCCUGAAGUAGAAAGAACUUAUAUGUCAAGCGACACAUUAACAAGGUCGGUAAAGAAGAAGAAGACGAGCACAAAGGAAUUGGUGAAGCGUCUAAUAGGCGUUGUGGCUUACUUAACUUCUAAAGUACAUCGUGUAUUACAGCAAAAAGAUGAACCAGAUACAAGGUUUGGAGAGGAGGAGGACAUGGUAAAUGAAGAGGAGGAAGAAAUAUAUUACCAUGGUACACAGUUGCAUUAUGAUGAUACAUCUACGCAUGGUUUGGAGGAGGACGUUGGACGUAUACUUGCACAUGUUGAGCCGUCACCGGACGUGGGUCAACAUCACAAAAAAACAUUGACUCCCAUCGUUAGGCUGCAACGAAAGAGGGGUGUUGUAUGGUAUCAGCGGACGCCGAUCACAAUCCAAUCCACACCGGAAUUAAAGAAAAUCACCAAAGCAAGGGGGGAAAUCAGUGGAGUGUCCUGA
Lactuca saligna is the source of this 837-nucleotide messenger RNA. The record is from the annotation of a GenBank genome assembly. NCBI's taxonomy places the organism in Eukaryota, Viridiplantae, Streptophyta, Magnoliopsida, Asterales, Asteraceae.